AUGGCGUUAAGUAAUGAUGAAUUAGCAUGUGUUUAUUCAGCACUUAUAUUAGCUGAUGAUAAUGUUGCUAUAACGGGCGAUAAAAUAUCAACACUAUUGAAAGCAGCAAAUUAUGAAAUCGAACCAUAUUGGCCGGGUUUAUUUGCCAAUGCUCUCGAAGGUUUGAAAAUUCAAGAUUUAAUCAAGAAUGUUGGCUCACCAUCAGCUGGAGGUGCCGCACCAACAGCAGCCGCACCAACGGCGAGUGCAGCAAAAGAUGCACCAGCUAAAGAAGAGAAAAAAGCAGCCAAAGAAGAGAAGAAAGAGGAAUCAGAAGAUGAAGGUGAUAUGGGUAAGCAAAGUUUUGGUUUAUUUGAUUAA
Messenger RNA from Didymodactylos carnosus, 360 nucleotides. The record is from the annotation of a GenBank genome assembly. NCBI's taxonomy places the organism in Eukaryota, Metazoa, Rotifera, Eurotatoria, Philodinida, Philodinidae.